ACAGCAGGUCAUGCCACACUCCUUUCAAUGAUACUAUAUCUUUGUGAAGGUGGGUUUUUGGCAAAUGCCCUAUGCAAAUCAAUGUGGAACAGGAAGUGAGGCUGGUAAUGUCCUUGAUUCCAAGGUUUGAGAUGUCAGUACCCCACUGGCACACAUUAGCAAGCGAUUGUGGUAAAGAGUGAGGUUUUCUUUUAACUUAAAUAUAUUAUUUUUCAGAUGGCUACUUACUUGUUAGAGUAUUGUAUUAGUUUCCAGUGGCUGCUGUAACAAAUCACCACAACUUGGUGGCUUGAAGAAACAGAAAGCUACUCUCAGAGUUCUGGAAUCAGUAUCACUGGAAUAAAAUUAAGGUGUUGACAGGGCUGUGUUCCCCUUGGACGCUCAUGUGGAAAUUUUGCUCCUUGCCUCUUCCAGCUUCUGGUGGCUGCUGGCAUCCUUUGGCUGGUGGCUGCCUCACUCUAUUAUCUACGUCCAUGGUCACGUUGCCUUCCCCUCUCCCGUCUGCAUUAAAUCUCCAUUGCCCUCCAUUUUAUAAGGAUACAUGUGAUUGCAUUUAGGGCUCACCCUGAUAAUUCAGGAUCAUCUCUCCAUCUCAAGAUCUUUAAUCACUUCCAAAGGUCCUUUUCCCAAAUAAGGUAACAUCUGCUGGUUCCAGGGAUAAGGACCUGAUCUCUUUGGGUGGCCAUUAUCUAGCCCACUAUAGGCAAAAAUACAUGUUAAAUUAUUGGCACCUAACUUCUUUUUUGGGGGGUGGGGAGGGAAUUCAGUUUAUUUAAUGUGUUUCUUAGUAAUGGAAUCGUGGGGAAGAACAAAGUGGGCUCUGGGUCUCACAUUGCUUUGGGGGAGGCUCAGGCUUCCCAGAAUCCCUUGACCCUCCCCACUUUGGGCACUUAGGGGUGGGGCUGGGAAGUGAGAGGGACACGGCAGGGUAUGAUUGAUUAAAGCUAACAAGCAGGCUGCGGAGGAACGGCUGUUGGUUUCUGGUGGGUUCAGGUCCUCGGCUGGUCGGUUCUCCAGUGUUCUGCUCCUCUCUACUGAGCUGCUGCCUGGUGAAGAGGAAGCCAUAGCGCUCCGAGUCACCAGGAACUCGAAAAUUAAUGCUGAAAAUAUGACGAAGAUCAGUAUGGCAGGCGCAAAGCGCGUGCCUAUGGCCCCUGCUGCAACCUCCAAGCCCGGACUGAGGCCAAGAACAGCUCUUGGGGACAUUGGUAACAAAGUCAGUGAAAAACUACAGGCCAAAAUGCCUAUGAAAAAGGAAGGAAAACCUUCAGCUACUGGAAAAGUUACUGCUAAAAAACUACCAAAACCUCUGGAAAAUGUACCUAUGCUAGUGCCAGUGCCGGUGUCCCAGCCAGUGCCAGAGCCAGAACCUGAGCCUGUUAAAGAAGAAAAACUUUCGCCUGAGCCUAUUUUGGUUGACACUCCCUCUCUAAGCCCAAUGGAAACAUCUGGAUGUGCCCCUGCAGAAGAAGACCUGUGUCAGGCUUUCUCUGAUGUAAUUCUUGCAGUAAGUGAUGUGGAUGCAGAAGAUGGAGUGGAUCCAAACCUUUGUAGUGAAUAUGUGAAAGAUAUUUAUGCUUAUCUGAGACAACUUGAGGAAGAGCAAGCAGUCAGACCAAAAUACCUACUGGGUCGGGAAGUCACUGGAAACAUGAGAGCCAUCCUAAUUGACUGGCUAGUACAGGUCCAAAUGAAAUUCAGGUUGUUGCAGGAGACUAUGUACAUGACUGUCUCCAUUAUUGAUCGGUUCAUGCAGAAUAAUUGUGUGCCCAAGAAGAUGCUGCAGCUAGUUGGUGUCACUGCCAUGUUUAUUGCCAGCAAAUAUGAAGAAAUGUACCCUCCAGAAAUUGGUGACUUUGCUUUUGUGACUGACAACACUUACACUAAGCACCAAAUCAGACAGAUGGAAAUGAAGAUUCUAAGAGCUUUAAACUUUGGUCUGGGUCGGCCUCUACCUUUGCACUUCCUUCGGAGAGCCUCUAAGAUUGGAGAGGCUGAUGUUGACCAGCAUACUUUGGCCAAAUACCUGAUGGAACUAACUAUGUUGGACUAUGAUAUGGUGCACUUUCCUCCUUCUCAAAUUGCAGGAGGAGCUUUUUGCUUAGCACUGAAAAUUCUGGAUAAUGGUGAAUGGACGCCAACUCUACAGCAUUACCUGUCAUACACUGAAGAAUCCCUUCUUCCAGUUAUGGAGCACCUGGCUAAGAAUAUAGUCAUGGUAAAUCAAGGGCUUACAAAGCACAUGACUGUCAAGAACAAGUAUGCUACGUCGAAACAUGCUAAGAUCAGCACUCUAGCACAGCUGAAUUCUGCACUAGUUCAAGAUUUAGCCAAGGCUGUGGCAAAGGUGUAACUUGUAAACUUGAGUUGGAGUACUAUAUUUACAAAUAAAAUUGGCACCAUGUGCCAUCUGUA
Saimiri boliviensis boliviensis (Bolivian squirrel monkey) is the source of this 2415-nucleotide messenger RNA. The record is from RefSeq and is a predicted model, not a curated record. NCBI's taxonomy places the organism in Eukaryota, Metazoa, Chordata, Mammalia, Primates, Cebidae.